AUGGCAGCUGCAAGUCAAGGGUUUCCAAAUGUUCAAGAUGAUUAUCUAGAGUUGGAGGAAGAAUUGAAUAGAUUGACAAUUCUUGGUGGCGCUUGUUUUCCUAUGGGUAAAUUGAUAUACGAUCCUGAGGUUGAGAAGGCAGCGCGUAGGCGAAGACAAGAAACCAAGAGACGAAAAGAAGGGCACUUAUCUUUUGCGAACGAGUCAGUAGAAAACGAAUUUAGCAUGGCCAACACCCAGACAUUAAGGGAGCUGGCUACCCCAGACCUGACUCAUCAGCCCUUGUGCAUCACGUUCCCAACUCUGGCUGAAAAUACCUCUUUCGACCUGAAAUCGGGGUUGAUUCAGCUCCUGCCUUCGUUCCAUGGUCUCUCUGGCGAAGAACCCCACAAACAUGUCAAGGAAUUCGAAGUAGUUUGCUCUAGCAUGAAGCCUCCUGGGUUCCUGGAGAAAUUUUUCCCCGCGUCCCGGGCUGCAAGUUUGAGGAAGGAGAUUUGCAGCAUCAAGCAGUACUCCGGGGAGUCAUUGUACGAUUUUUGGGAAAGGUUCAACAAGUUGUGCGCUAGAUGCCCACAGCAUCAGAUUAGUGAACAACUGUUGAUCCAGUACUUCUAUGAGGGACUCCAGUCAACUGACAGGAGUAUUAUUGACGCUGCGAGUGGAGGAGCCCUGGCGAACAAGACACCGAGGGAAGCAUGGGACCUUAUUGAAGCCAUGGCAGAAAACUCUCAGCAGUUCGGCUUCCGUGAGAGCAAUCCUACCCGUAGAAUCAAUGAGGCAGAGACGUCAUCCAUCCAGCAGCAACUGUCAGAGUUGACGUCUGCUGUCAGGCAAUUGGCCAUGAGAGACACACCGCGAGCGAAGGUGUGUGGAAUCUGUACUAGCAUGGACCACUGCACGGAUUCGUGCCCCAUUCUGCAAGAGGACGGGGCGGAACAGGUAAAUAUGGCCGGAGGCGUGCCCGCGCCCCGCAGGCAGUAUGACCCGUAUUCCAACACAUACAACUCCGGUUGGAGAGACCAUCCCAAUCUAAGUUAUGGGAACAGGCAACAAGGUUCAUUCCCGAAUCGUCCACCAGGAUUCCACCAGCCUUGGCAACCAAAAUCUCAACCCUCAUCCUCCAAUUCAGGAAGCUCCUUGGAAGACCUAGUCAAAAGCCUGGCCACAACUACUACUCAGCUUCAUCAGGAGAUCAAAGCGGACAAGAAGGACCAAGAAGCUCGGAUAAGCCAACUGGCAACCGCUAUUAACCGUUUGGAGUCCCACGUUUAUGGGAAACUGCCAUCGCAGCCCGAGGUGAAUCCCAAGAAUGUAAGUGCCAUGACGCUGAGGAGUGGCAAGGAGCUGGAAGGGCCUAAAGCUGGAGAAGACAAUAAAGGUAGAAAGGGGAAAAGAAAUCCUGGAUGUGUUCCGCAAAGUUCAAGUAAACAUCCCCCUAUUGGACGUGAUCAAGCAGGUACCCAAAUACGCAAAGUUCUUAAAAGACUUUCUGUGUUUGCUAUCUAUGCCACUAAUCCCUCUGUGCAAGAAUUUUCUAAGUUUGCUUGUAGGGGUAAAUUCAAGGUUGCUGCGAACAAGUCCUAUAGGAUGAAAGCAAUUCACGAGGUGAAAAUGGAGAGAAAAUUUAGGGAAAAGGUUGCACUCAAUGGCCACGUGGAUCCCGGAGGAAGGCCACCAAUUACAAGAAAAAUGCAAUUACAUCCAGACUAA
Coffea eugenioides is the source of this 1710-nucleotide messenger RNA. RefSeq lists its product as uncharacterized. The coding region runs from base 1 to 1710 and encodes 569 amino acids. Lineage: Eukaryota; Viridiplantae; Streptophyta; Magnoliopsida; Gentianales; Rubiaceae. The record is from RefSeq and is a predicted model, not a curated record. The transcript is spliced from 5 exons.